Messenger RNA from Pyrenophora tritici-repentis Pt-1C-BFP, 1512 nucleotides. RefSeq names its product putative golgin subfamily a member 7 erf4 protein. The record is from RefSeq and is a predicted model, not a curated record. Gene Ontology annotation, cellular component: endoplasmic reticulum palmitoyltransferase complex. NCBI's taxonomy places the organism in Eukaryota, Fungi, Ascomycota, Dothideomycetes, Pleosporales, Pleosporaceae. Gene Ontology annotation, biological process: protein targeting to membrane; peptidyl-L-cysteine S-palmitoylation.
AUGAUCGGAACAGGGCGGACACACGUCGAUAUUAUGGGGAAGAUUUGCGACGUGAUGAGCAUAAUAACGCCAGCUGGUCGAGCAGAAGGGUGGUGGUGCUGCUACUGCUCAUUGCCGACGGGCUUAAUGCAGGCACAGGCACACAUGACGGAGGCGUUGCAGGGGUCGCAGGGCAGCGCUCGAUCCAAUGUUGCGCCGGGGAACAUGGGAAUUGGCCAUGGCCUGGCAAGCCUGCUGGGGGCGCUUUUUGGGGAGCAUGCCUGUGCCCCAGUCUCGCCGUACGGGCAAGGUGCAAGCCUUCCUGACCAAGUCCUCAACUUGCGCUCGCUGUACCAGGGCCCGCCGCGCCAGCCCGCCUCGCGUCUUUGGAACCCCGUGAAUUCGUCUCCGCGUGCCCUCCAGAUCGAGAACCCCUCGCCGCCACCACCGCUCCAGCCGCCUGCAGCAGCGUCUGUAGCCGCAGUUGCACCACCACCCCAACCUGCCCCGCGCGAGGAGUACUACCCUAAUCUGCCCAUUGAGCGCGACUUUGGCGCCAGAGACCAAACCCGUGACGAGUAUCCUCUUCUGACCCUGCCUGAGCGCCGCCUCAGUCGUCACAGUCCGGUGCCGAGCUCUCUUGUUGUAGAACGUUCCACUGCCGAGGACAGUGUCUGCAUCAGUGGUCGCACCAGCAUCGGCCUCCCGCGCGACCGAAGGAGUCAGCCACCUACACCGCGCUUCGCAAUGGCUUCUACCCAGGAUGCCCGCGACAGUGCCUCGCCCGUCCAGCACAACGACAAGGACGUCGAGGCCGGUCGCAACCAGCAGUCGGCCGUGUCUCGCGUCUCCUUACCCACGUCGCAACGCUCCUCAAUGGGCUCCCACGAUGAUCAAGGGGACGACGACGACGGCGCAUCAGAGUUUCCCUGGGGCCCCUCGCAUCCGUGCUUCCCCCAUCCGAACCCACAUGUGCCACUUGACUCUGAGCUGUACAACACGACGCGCAUCAUCCGCAUAAAGCGCGACUGGAUGAUGAAGGGCGACCUCGCUCCUACCUUUGCCAAUCUCUACCCGGAGAUCUUGGACCCACUAAUCCUGGAAGACGACUUCCGCACACUUAUCAAACAUAUUAAUGACACGCUGAUUGCCGCCUUUGACCCCUUCACCUUCCGUGCCUGUCUCGACACCGUCAUGGGCGUUGCCACUUUUUGGCUAUGGGAGGAUGCGGGGCUGACAGGCGUAAAAAAGCAAUUAGUCGCACUGGAACGAUGGAUCGAGGAUUGGAAUCGGGACGUCGGUGUCAAGGAAGCCGUCAGGAUCAUUCCCCUGCGCCGGACAGGUUACUUGACUCUCGACAUUCAAAUACCUGAUCCUCACCUCGGCCCCGACACAGGCACGCGCCCUCAAACGCAAGAAGACCAAGUCAUCCUUGACCAGCACCACCAUCAAGGAGUACAAUACCUACCGUACCCCAUUACACCUACUCUACAGGUUAAUUCUCAACCCACAUCUCUCGGAGCGCAUUCAUAG